This is a messenger RNA of Eimeria acervulina, 1125 nucleotides long. RefSeq lists its product as hypothetical. The record is from RefSeq and is a predicted model, not a curated record. The transcript has a single exon. NCBI's taxonomy places the organism in Eukaryota, Apicomplexa, Conoidasida, Eucoccidiorida, Eimeriidae. Bases 1 to 1125 code for a protein of 374 amino acids.
AUGGAGAUAGAGAGGCUGGGGGGUCUCUAUAUGAGGCGUUUGUGUGUGGUUGCAGCAGCAAUAUAUUGCUACUGCUGCUGCGCUGCUGUUGCUGCAGCAGGGUUUGCUGCAGUCCCCUUAUCAUCAUCAGCAGCAGCAGCAGCUGUCUCCCCUCACUCAUAUAAUCCAGGAAAGAUAUCUGUUAAGCUGGGGGCCUCUCGUUUUAUUGCUGCUGGAGACGGUGUCUCUACAACUAAAGGAGACCUGAAGAUUGGCGGGUUUGCUGCACAUUUAGUGUUUGAUAAUGUUCGUAGAGAAGCUAGAAAAGAAGCAGGCCAGAGGGCCUCUAAGACUGUUAAGAUACCCUUCACUACCCAGCUAGCCCGCAUCAGCAAUGCAGCAGCAUCAGCUGCUGCUGCAGCAAAUGCGCAGCAGCAGCAGCAGCAGCAGCAGCAGCAGCAGCAAGAUCACCCAAUGCUACCAGCUUCUCGAAGACAAAGAAUUUUAAGAAUACUUAAGGCGGUCUUCCCAGCUAUCAGACGGAGACUGCUGCUGCUGCGCCCCGGGCAGCUGCAGCAGCAGCAGCAGGAGCAGGAGCAGCAGCAGCAAUCUGCAUCAGACUCCGAGCAAGCAGCAACACCCCCUUACAGCAGCAGCAGCAGCAGCAGCAGGGAAGAACGAGGAGGAGACUCUGGGCAGCAGCAGGCAGGAGAGGGAGCUGAGAGAGACGAGGAGACAGCAAAAGCAAAAGAAGAAGAGACAGCCGCUCUAAAAACGCAAAAUAAGCAGCUGCAACGGAUGGUGAAGGUCUUAUCAGUAACUGUGAGGGGCCUGCUGAGGCACUCAAUGCGGCUGCGGGCUCAGCUGGCGCGGCAGCUGCAGCAGAAGCAGGAGCAGCAGGAGCAGCAAGAGCAGCAGCAGCAGCAGCAGGGAAGUGAGGGCGACGCUGCAAGCAGCAACAAGAGCAGCGACAGCAGCAGCAACAGCAGCGACAGCAGCAGCGACAGCAGCAGCGACAGCAGCAGCAGCAACAGCGUCAGGGUUGGGGUUUUGUCUCCUUGGGAGUCUCCUGAGAGUCUCCAAGCCCGCAAAAUUAUCUUAAGGAGACAGUAUCCACCUCCUGCUGCAGCAAGCCGUUCGUAUUAA